AAUUACAUUGAGUAUAUAAGAAUAUUAAUUAUGUGUUUUAUGCCUUUUAUUGCUUAAUUCUAAGUAACAAAUGUUGAUUGACAAAUGUAAUUUAAACAAUUUCAGUUGAAUUCGUUAAUGUUAAAUCUAUAUUCACUUUAUAUCUCUUCCAUAUUCCAUAUAUCAAUGGUACACUUUGUACCUCGUGAUAAGCUGUUUAUUUGGAUUAAAUCACCCGCAAGGACUGUAACGUGCAACGUAAAUCAACAUGUCAAACGAAAAAAUCGUCCAUGAGGUCUUUGGAAAAACGUCUGACGGAAAGGAUGUACACAUAUUUACGUUGCGAGCAGACGAUAUCACAGUGCGCGUGCUGAACUUUGGCUGCGUUGUUAAGGACAUUCUCGUUCCGGACAGAUAUGGAAACGUCACCGACGUAUGCCUGGGAUACGACGAAUUUAAUGGUUAUGAGGCGAAUCCGGCAUUCAUGGGUUCCAUUUGCGGACGGGUAGCUAACCGAAUUGAUGGCGCAACUUUCCGGCUAGAUGACGUCACCUAUGACGUAUCCAAGAACGAUCCACUGGGUAACAACCUGUGUCAUGGCGGAUUCAUCGGGCUCACACGGCGUUUGUUUGAUUGGUCGAUUAACGGAUCCAAACUUAUUUUGACGUUUAACGACGUUGAUGGUAGUGAAGGGUUUCCCGGUGACGUCAACGUCACCGUAACGUAUGAACUGACCUCAGGGAACGGCCUAAUGAUGGACUAUACUGCAACAACGAAAAAACCAACCCCUGUGGACAUUGCAAACCAUUUUAUGGCCAAUUUGGGUGGUCAUGCCAAUGGCUACGUCGGUGACCAUAGCGUGACAAUGAACACGUCCAAGACGUUAGAAUUCAAUGAACGAUUUAUUCCAACUGGGUCCUUAACGGACGUUGAAGGUACCAUACUUGACUUCCGGCAACCUGUGUUGUUAAGCGACGUUCUCGAACAAAUGCCUGCGAAAAAUGGUCUUCACCAUGCCAAUUUGGUAGACGGACCAACUGGUCAGAAAAAUCUGUGUGCAAGAGCAUUUCAUGCAGCCACCGGAAGGUACAUGGAAGUUUACAGUACGGAACCGGUCUUUAUCUCGUACAGUUGUUUCUAUUUGGACUUCCUGUUGAAAGGCGCCAUUUGUAAAGACGGCCGUUCGUACAAGGAGAGUGGUGGGCUAUUGUUCAUGCCUCAGAAAUAUCCGAACGCCAUUAAUACGCCCAGUUUCCCGAGCAGCGUACUCCGCCCCGGCGAAACGUAUCAUACGACCACGUGGUACAAAUUUGGCGUAGACUACAGCAAUUGAAAGUCCAAGUGUGUUGGUCACUUCUGUAGUAUCUUUCAAUAAAUUUGUGAUGACUUUGAAAUUAUUAACAUGAUAGUUAAUCUAUUCUAGCUUCAUAACAAAUGAUUCAAAUGGUGAGAAUUAUAUUUGCGUGUAACCGUGUUUCAUACGUUUCUUGUUCGGUCAUUUUUGAAUAUAUGUAAGAUUCUGUGUACAUGAACGUUGUAUUUUAUAUUAAAGCUGCAAUUUCCAA
This is a messenger RNA of Dreissena polymorpha, 1544 nucleotides long. Its product is annotated as galactose mutarotase-like. The coding region runs from base 248 to 1312 and encodes 354 amino acids. Lineage: Eukaryota; Metazoa; Mollusca; Bivalvia; Myida; Dreissenidae. Gene Ontology annotation, molecular function: aldose 1-epimerase activity; carbohydrate binding. Gene Ontology annotation, biological process: beta-D-galactose catabolic process via UDP-galactose, Leloir pathway; glucose metabolic process. The record is from RefSeq and is a predicted model, not a curated record. The transcript has 8 exons.